This is a messenger RNA of Paramuricea clavata, 5090 nucleotides long. Lineage: Eukaryota; Metazoa; Cnidaria; Anthozoa; Malacalcyonacea; Plexauridae. The record is from the annotation of a GenBank genome assembly.
AUGGAAGAAUUUAACGAACUGUUGACCGGUGAAGCUGCUGGUCAAUUAAUUCCCCCAGAUAUCCUUGAAAGGAACGGAAACGACGCCGAAAUAAAGUUUGGUGAACUAAAUCAGCACGACAAUAAGUUGGGUAAGGACGAAGAAAGACGGAGAGAGACAAUCAAUCAGCCUGAAGAACAGCCGAUGGAAGAUUUAGGUAUGUGAUUGCAUCGUAUACACUUCGUAAAAAAACGAAAGACCUGUUGCGAAAAGACCUGCUGUCAAGUUAGAGUUAGGUAUAGCUAAUUACUUGAGAACCGAGGCAGUUAUAAUAGCCAAGUAUUCUCAGCGGUAUCCCCACUUAUUUAAUUUAAGUAAGUAUCCAACAAACACGAAUCAAUCACUGUGGUGCGACCAUCGAGCGAGAAACAUCAAAUACUCGAAGACGAAAACCAUGCGACAUCAAUUAGGUUUCCCGGAUGAAGACUGUAGAGUUAUGCAAACUAUUUAUGCAUUUUGUUGAGCAUAUUGAAGUGAGUAUAGUAUAUGAUCUACAUAAAGUGAGUAUAGUAUGAUCUCAUUCCCAUUGCCAUCCCGCAUACAAUAGCUCACGGUUAAUAGCUUCAAUCCUACAAAAUACAAGAUUUUUAACUUAAAAAGUCCAAUUUGGGCUAAUAUAGCGACUAAGCCACCAGCCGGCACAAUGCUUUCGAGUUGUCCACUGCCUACGAUUUGUUGCUAAUGAAGAUGGAGCGGCGCUAGAACGAAUUAUAUACAGCUAUUUCAAUUAAGGUUGUCCACGAGCAAAGCGGAAAAGUCGGUACGAGCGCGAAAGGCUGCUGGGAAUCGCUAACAAAUUAAUGAAUUUUCAAAGCGGUUCCCAGCAGCCUUUCGCGCUCGUAUUCGACUUUUCCGCUUUGCUCGUGGACAACCUUAAUUGAACAAGACGCUCUGUUGAGCGUUUAGUCGCUGGGGCUAUUAAAAUAAGGUCUUCUGCGCAGGGCUUCUGCGCUUAUUGCUCUCUCUCUUCUGAGAGCAGUGUAUAAGCGCAGAAGCCCUGGGUACAAGGUUAAUAUCAUUUAUUGGAUUCAUCUGGCUUAGGCCAACUUCGAGGACACUGGAAACCAGGCUUAAUUAAACAAAUUUAUUGCAACUCCACAUUUUGACCCUUCAACUGGUUUUCUCAAAAAAUUUAAUGCCCCCCCCCUUCUAGUAAAUUAUUUAUACUCAUGGGGUCAUGGCUCCACCUUUUGCCCCCCCCCCUCCUCCCUCUUCCAUAAAUAAGGACUGGUCCCUAACUGCAGGAAAAAAUGUGCACUUCACAGAACAUUUAUAACAAUUCAUAAUUUAUUACUUUUGCCCCAGGCUAGGUAACUACAACAGAAGUUGCCAAAUAGGCUCUUUGAAGGUAGCUUGCGUGUCAGGCUCGAUGCUUGAAAUAGAGCCUGUUAUACCUUGUGAGCAAAGUCCUCUUGUAUUUCUUCUCAGCACGGCACAGAGAAGCGAGAGAGAUUCUGCAGAACUUGUGUAUAAAUUCAUUUGAGCAUGCGCGAAGGUUGCUAAGCAACUGCCUAUUUCCCAGAAGAAGAUUUAAUAAGUAGUUUCCGGUUCAGAUCAAAACCGGUUAUAAAACUGGUAUCAAACCUGAAAUUACUCAUAAUUAGGCACGUUUUUGGAUUGUCGGCUCCACAAAGAAUAUACACAAGUUCUGCAGAGUCUCUCUCGUGCUGAGAAGAAAUACAAGAGGACUUUGCUGGCAGGGUAAGCCUGUUACUGAAGUCAAUAAAAAGUGGACAGUGAUUGGGAUGCACAAAAAUAACAACCAAUCAAAAUGGCGAUUGUUAAUUACGUAUCAGUCAAUUCCAGCAGUGCCCAUCCCCCCGAGGUAUUAGCCAUUUCUGGGAAGAAAAUGGCUAUGUCCACAAGCCAUUUGCAAUCAAAUUAAAUAUCAGUUUUCCAGCAAAUCUACCAAAUCCUCCAUGAUGGAAAAUGUCAAAAUCCUCACCCCCGGGCUAAAAAAUAUCGGCAAUAGCCCCACCCCCGUGAUUAGGAAAAGCUGCAAAGGCCCAGGGGUGGGAACUGCUGGAAUUAAUUGAUACAUUAGAUUAUCAAAGCUAAUUUAAAAUAUGACAAUAAUGGCCAACUUUUCCACCAAUAUCUCAAAACUAAAUAUUCCAAUUUUCAUCAAAUGGCCAGGAAUUACAUAUUAAAUAAUAAUAAUAACUGUUAUUGACUGCAGCAAAGGCAGUCAUUAACAUGGCCAAAAGUAGUUAAAGUACAAUUACAAGUACGGAAUAUCAUUACGUAAACACCAAUUUGGCAUUACCUUAAAAACAAAGCUAUUUAUUUCUGACCAAUGGGAAUUUUGCGUACAAAUCAUGUGCAUCAAUCCUUUUUACUGACCUCAGUAGCAGGCUUUAUUUCAAGCAUAGAGCUUGACACGCUAGUUACUUUUAAUAACCCAUUGAGUUGCAUUGCCCCCCUACUUAAUUUCAAUACAUUGAUCUCACCAUUGUGUUUAUACAAGCUUGCAAAUUUACUAGUAGGAAUUUCCAUUGUGUUUGCAGCCCUUACACUUUGUGUUUCAUUAUGGCAUCUUGACCUUGAAAGAGUCUAUUACUGUGGCUCCAACAUUUUCCCGUUCGGCGUUAGAAACACAAUACAUUGAUCAUAAAAUGACUGAAAUAUUACAGAUUUAAAAGCCUGACACCUAGCGGCAAAGUUUAAAUUUCACACAAGUAGUGAUGAAUGGUGAUCACUGUGGUUGUAUUUCGGUCUUGUUAGGCUACACCAUGUUCUUUUGACCACCUAUCCGUAACAGGAUUAUUUGCAUCAACAGCCAUAAAAAAAGCACCCAAAUAAACAGCAGUUUGCGAAUAUUAUUGUUGCGAUUUACAAAGGUUGCGGCCCGUUCCAACUUUGUAAAAUUGAAAAUUGUGAACUUUUGUCCUCUAUUUCAAGCUUGUAGCCUUCCAAGUUUACUCACAUAAAAUGACUUUCGCUUUAUAAAGUCUGUUUCAUCGGAAAACUAUUAAGGUUCAUCGGAAAAAUAAAAAAAUAUGUACAAAAUCGAUGAUACCAUUCGCUCGUAGUAAGCGGCCAUCUUGAAUUCAGCGACGAAUAGUAAUGACGUAAUUUUUAUUUUUUAUUAAUGACGUAAUUGUCAUUUUGUGGCUAACGAUCCAAGAUCCGACACAAAUGCGUGCCGAAACCUAGAGUCGCUGCGGGCUCUGCCCAGCGACUAAAUAGCUGUAUAUUGAGAGGAGUGCGUACAAUUAUUUCAUUAAUUGUACUGCAGUACAAUUAAUGAUUUUCUCAAAACAAACAAAAUGGUGGAAAGGAAUUUUAAACACAAAUGUGAAAUGAAAUUGUCCUAGAGGAAUUAGAUGAACAUACGAACAAAAGCACCAUAUUUUGCUUUAACAAAAGAAUUAAAUGAAAAUACGAACAAAAGCACCAAAUUUUGGUUGAAAGACUGGCAGGACUUGGCUUUGCCUUUGGUGAGAGAGUAUGAUGGUUGACAUUGAGAUGUUGACAUGCUAAUACUCGUGAUGCUUGGAAAUUUGCCAAAUUGGACUUGCCCCGACAGCUCGUCCAAUUUUGCCAAAAUUUCCAAACAUCACUCGUACUAUUAAUCUCUAAUUGUACUCGCCAUCGCAUGAUUACGUAUACAAAUCCCGCGGCGCCCUUCUUAUACCACUAUUUAGACAUAAUAUUAAGCAUCUCGUUUCGUUUUCUAAAGCCAGUUUUCCACUUCGAUCGUAACGUAUCGUAGCAUUUUCUUUUGUGUCGAAGUUAUUAGUUCCACUCUAGUGCUCAGGAAACAAAGAAAUACGCUUCGCUACAAUACGGUUGGUCGUCGAAUCGCCAAUCGUCAUAAAACAGUUGUUUCCACUUAAAAAACUGUCAAUCCAUUUUUAAUGUGUAAGCGGUUUCCAUAUGAUCGCCAAUCGUUCUUUGCGCGGAAAAAGCAUGGGUACUAGCAUUUGUAAAAACCGCGCAAUUAAAAACAGGCGCGAAAUACGGCAUAGCUAUGGCUAUAAUUUCUUAAGCAAAGGGAGUCUCAAUGAGACGACUCACAGAUCACAAAGAAAUAAUAAAAUGGGCCAGCUUACUGCAGAGCAACGAAUUUGAAAGGGUGUACGUUUUUUUGACACAUCCUGUAUUAGUAGAGGGAAUAAUGUGAUUUCAGUAAGUUGGAAAAAGAGAGAGAAAAUGUCGACGUUUCUUUAUAUAUUCCAGGUAGUUUAUCUGACGUUAAGUCUCAAUUCUGGUCUCAAUCGUUAAAUGUUAUCAGAUCAGAUUACAGUAUGGGCGACAAACAACAAGCCACAAAGCGCUCUGCGCAAAAUUUGAAUAAAACGCACCUAUGUACGCCUAGUAAACCAGUAAAAAGCAAAAUUCAAAAACCUAACACACCAGACAGAAGAAUGGAGGAAAAAGAGGAAGAGAAGGAGAUAGAUAUGCGAGAAAUACAACAAAUGUUUACGAUCAUGAUGGGGAAACUAGAGAAGCUUGACGGCAUAGAGGCCGACAUGAAAGAAAUAAAGCAUUCAUUAGAAUACGCGCACGCCGAAAUAGCAGAUCUAAAAAGAGAAAAUGAAACCACAAGAGCAAACCAAGAACAAGCAAGAACCAAACUGGAGAAACUUGAAAAAGACAACGCGACAUUACGCGAUAAAAUAGUAGAUAUACAAGCGAGAUCAAUGCGAGACAAUCUGCUGUUUUUCAACAUACCGGAACAAGACAAAGAAAUCACGACGGAGAUUAUCCACAACUUACUGGAAACGAAGUUUCAAAUAAAGGACGCAAAGGAGGUAAUAAAGAUCGACCGGUCCCAUAGAAUUGGCAAGAAAAGAGAAGGAAACCGAAAACCACGACCGAUCGUGGUUAAAUUUAAUUACCACCAAGACCGAGAGCACGUGCGACUUAACGCGAAAAAGCUAAAGGGAACAAACAUCGGGGUAUCUGAGCAGUUCCCUGAAGAAAUAGAGAGCGUGAGGAAAGCAUUGUAUCCUGAAUUAAAAAAAGCUAAAGCCGAAGGUAAAAGGGCUAAACUUGUUAGAGACAAAUUAAUAGUAGAAGGUCAGGUCUUCAAUAACAAGUCUUGA